Molecule: messenger RNA, 1758 nt
Organism: Rotaria sp. Silwood2
Lineage: Eukaryota; Metazoa; Rotifera; Eurotatoria; Philodinida; Philodinidae
Source: the annotation of a GenBank genome assembly
AUGCGUUCAAACGGCGGGUCACAAUUGGGCUACUCUUCUAGUCAUAAAAAUUUGGGACAAGCAAGUCCUUAUUUUCAAGCAUUAUAUGAAGCUCGAGUUGCUGCUUUUGGCAUAUGGAAAAUCGUUGAUGAAAUUAAUAAUGUGGAUUCGGACAAAGGUCUUACAAAAGAUGAUCUUAUUGGUGAAAUACAUUUUUCAAAUGUUUACUUUUCUUAUCCAUCUCGACCUGAUGCUCCUAUUCUCAAUAAUUUAUCGUUUAAUAUCAAAUCUGGUCAAACUGUUGCUCUUGUUGGUUCAUCUGGAUCAGGAAAAUCAACAUGUAUUCAAUUAUUACAAAGAUUCUAUGAUUCACAAUUAGGUUCAAUUCUUAUUGAUGGAAAACAAAUCAAUGAAUAUAAUCUAAAAUGGUUAAGAAAACAUAUUGGUGUUGUUAAUCAAGAACCAAUUUUAUUUCAUACAACUAUUCGUGAGAAUAUUUUAUUAGGCUCUGAUUCAGCUACAAAUGAAGAAAUCUAUGAAGUAGCUAAAAUGGCUAAUGCACAUGAUUUCAUUAUGACACUUCCUAAUAAGUAUGAAACUCUUGUUGGUGAACGUGGAGCUGCACUUUCAGGUGGACAAAAACAAAGAAUUGCUAUAGCUCGAGCACUUCUUCGAGAUCCAAAAAUUUUACUUCUUGAUGAAGCUACAAGUGCACUUGAUUAUGAAAGUGAAAAAAUAGUUCAAAAAGCUUUAGAUCAGGUUGCUCAAGGUCGAACAACAUUAAUAAUUGCACAUCGUUUAUCAACAGUUCGUAAUGCUGAUAAAAUCAUUGUGAUGCAACAAGGAGAAAUAGUUGAAGAAGGAGAUCAUGAUUCAUUGAUGAAAGCUCAAGGCAUAUAUUUUGAUCUUAUUAAACAACAGAAUUUAUGUCAAUUUGAAGAAGAAGAAGAAGAAGAAGAAUUACGAUUGGAACAAAAAGAAAUAACUAAGUUGAUGUCUGGUGAUGAAACAAAUAAUGAUUUAAUUGAACAAGUACAUCAUAAAAAAACAAUAGAUAGCGCAACUCAAUCUGUAAUAUCUGCUGUAUAUGGGAUGAAAAAUUCACUAGCAGGAUACAAGUUGCAUGAAAAUGAUGACGAAAAGAAGAUUGCCAUAAAGGAAAGAAAGAAAAAUACUACAGUAGAUAUAUUACAAAUGAACAAACCAGAAUGGAUUUUUAUUGCAAUUGGAUGUAUAGCAGCUUCAAUAAAUGGAGCCAGGGAACCGGUUUUUCAACAAUGCGAUAAAAGUGUUCAGAAACGAGAAAUUUUUCUUUGUAUCCUUCUUUAUGUUGUCUUGGGAGUUAUAAGCUUACUAUUUCAUUCAAUUCAAGGUUAUAUGUUUGCUCAAUCAGGUGAAGCUCUUACUAAACGACUUCGAUCAAAAGCUUUUCGAGCUAUUCUUCGUCAAGAAAUUGCCUAUUUCGACCAAGAAAAACAUAGUACCGGCGUAUUAUGUACACGUCUUGCAACUGAAGCAUCAGCGGUACAAGCUGCAAGUGGUGUUCGCUUUGGUUUGAUUCUUCAACAUAUUUUUGGAAUGAUAGUUGGAAUUCUUCUUGGAUUUUUGUACUCAUGGCAGUUAACAUUACUUGUGCUUGUUUUUCUUCCAUUUAUAUUAUUUGGAGGUAUUCUACAAAUUCGACUAACAGCUGAAUUUACAAGGAAAGACAAACAAAUUCUAGAGGAUGGUGGAAAGGUUUGUGAAUCCUUUGUUUGGUUUUCAUCUAUAUACUACUAA